AUCAACCUGCGUCGUAACAAACGGAAACGUGUGUCGCGCCGUCGACAGGAGCCGUGCUGAUAAAUCAACAAAAAAAUAAACUUUAAGUUAAAUCUAGAGCAAGUGGGACAUUUGAGGCGAUAUGGAUGACGAAGAGGAAACAUACAGACUAUGGAAGAUUCGUAAAACCAUCAUGCAGCUGUGCCAUGAUAGAGGCUACCUGGUGACACAGGACGAGUUGGACCAGACACUGGACGAAUUCAAGAGUCAGUUUGGAGACAAGCCCAGCGAGGGUCGCCCCAGACGCACAGACCUCACUGUGCUGGUGGCACACAACGAUGACCCGACCGACCAGAUGUUUGUUUUCUUUCCUGAGGAGCCCAAGGUGGGAAUCAAGACGAUUAAGAUGUACUGUCAGAGGAUGCAGGAGGAGAACAUCACACGAGCCAUCAUUGUUGUUCAGAUGGGCAUGACACCGUCGGCCAAACAGUCUCUCGUCGACAUGGCACCCAAAUACAUAUUGGAACAGUUUCUACAACAGGAGCUGCUUAUUAACAUCACAGAGCACGAGCUUGUUCCAGAGCACAUUGUCAUGACAAAAGAGGAAGUGACUGAACUUCUGGCAAGAUAUAAAUUGAAGGAAAGUCAGCUGCCUAGGAUCCAGGCCGGGGACCCUGUGGCUCGCUACUUUGGCUUGAAAAGAGGACAGGUGGUAAAGAUCAUCAGACCCAGUGAAACAGCCGGGAGGUACAUCACAUACAGACUGGUGCAGUGACACACAGAUACACUUCUGCAUCAACAUUUAGGACGACCAGUGAAGGACACAGACAACGUUCCAUCUCUCAUCAAUCAUCCAUGGAUUAUUCUUUUGCUUCUGACUUGUGUUUAAAUUAGUUUUCUUGUAUUUACUGAUUUUGUAAAAUAAACUAUUCAAAAAGAA
This is a messenger RNA of Epinephelus moara (kelp grouper), 919 nucleotides long. It is a transcript of the gene polr2eb, whose product is annotated as RNA polymerase II, I and III subunit E, b. The transcript is spliced from 8 exons. The record is from RefSeq and is a predicted model, not a curated record. Gene Ontology annotation, molecular function: DNA binding; DNA-directed RNA polymerase activity. The coding region runs from base 122 to 754 and encodes 210 amino acids. Gene Ontology annotation, biological process: DNA-templated transcription. Gene Ontology annotation, cellular component: RNA polymerase III complex; RNA polymerase I complex; RNA polymerase II, core complex. NCBI's taxonomy places the organism in Eukaryota, Metazoa, Chordata, Actinopteri, Perciformes, Serranidae.